This is a messenger RNA of Somion occarium, 1717 nucleotides long. NCBI's taxonomy places the organism in Eukaryota, Fungi, Basidiomycota, Agaricomycetes, Polyporales, Cerrenaceae. The record is from the annotation of a GenBank genome assembly.
AGUCAACCUUUUGCCUUAGCUCACUUAUCCUCAGCCUCCUCAGCUUCACUUCACUCAUACUUGGAUCAACGGAGCGUCCAAGCUAUUCAAAAUGCGUUAUUACGAACAACGGUACCCGGAGGUGGACGAACUUGUCAUGGUGCAAGUUCGUCAAAUUGCAGAGAUGGGAGCCUAUGUCAAGCUGUUGGAAUACGAUAACAUCGAAGGAAUGAUUCUCCUUUCUGAACUUUCCCGUAGGCGUAUUCGAUCGAUCCAGAAACUCAUUCGAGUAGGUAGAAAUGAAGUCGUCGUUGUUCUCCGUGUGGAUAAGGAGAAAGGAUACAUUGAUCUCUCAAAACGUCGUGUCUCGCCCGAGGAUAUCACAAAAUGCGAGGAGCGUUACAUGAAGUCAAAAACUGUCGCUUCCAUCAUGAGACAUGUUGCCUCAAAAACUGCCUACAUUGGCGCCGAUGGUGAGGAGGGCUCCAGGGAGGCUGCUGAAGAGCACGAAGAAAAGACCAAGAGGAACAGAAGGGCGAAGAAGGAGGCUCAUGAUGAUGAAGCGCCUAUAGUGGAUGAAGGUGCUCCUAAUGCUUCCAACGAGGAGGAGAGGCUAGAGCAGCUUUAUGAGAAAGUCGCUUGGCCACUCGGAAAGAAAUACGGACAUCCGUAUGAUGCCUUCAAAUUGGCACUAACAGAGCCAGAUGUUGUCUUCUCGUCCUUGCCGGAACCAAUCCCCCAGGGGACCCUCAACGUCCUUAUCAGCACCAUUGCACGACGGCUGACGCCACAACCUAUCAAGCUUCGUGCGGAUAUUGAGCUCACUUGCUAUACUCCUGCUGGUAUCGACGCUAUAAAGAAGGCUCUUCGUGCGGGAGAGCAACAAAGCACAGAGGCUGUACCAAUCAAAGCCAAACUCGUCGCUCCUCCGUUGUACGUGUUAAGCACCAAUGCAACAGACAAGUAUGCUGCCGUCGAUCGUCUGGAGCGUGCAAUUGAGUCCAUCCAGGGCACUAUCGAAGAGCAGGGCGGGGCCUUGGUCGUGAAGAUGAGGCCCAAAGCCGUCUCAGAAACCGAAGAGCAAGACCUCGCUCAACUCAUGGCAAAGGCUGGACAAGAAAAUGCAGAAGUAUCUGGCGACGAAACUGAGGAAGAGGCAUUGUAGAUCACCCAUAUUCGCGGGAUGGCGUAUUCCCAAGUGUAACCGGAGUACAUAUAUUUGUAUUGUAGGUCUGAUGCGUAUCUCAUCCUUGGUAUCUCGAUUGACUGACCAAGGCUGUUCAGACGUAUAUCUGUCAAAUUGUAUCGAUGACUAGAAUGAUGCUUAUUGAGCUCAUUAAGGAGGGCUUGGCGUUUAGUGGAAACGCGUCGCUCCGUGGGCGGACGGGGGUGGUGGCUUCUCAUGCAAUGUGUUGGCCUAGCGCCAUAACACCCCAAUCUUGCCCAGCACGCCCACUGUUCCUGAUCAGUGAGCUUUGAUCUCACUUCUGCUCCUUACUGCUUCUGGAUAGUCAGGAGACAUUGCAACGCCUGGAUGGUCGUCGUCCUUACCUUUGAAGUAGGGCUUAUCUUCCAGGAUGAGUACGCAUAGACAUGGAGAUCAACUUCCAAGAUGCUUGAUGUGCUGCACUCCGGUGAUGUACCGUGUUAGUUGCACUUUCAGGGGUUACAACUCUAGAUACCGAAAGUGCUUCCGCACGCACCAACGUGGAUGAGUUAUGCUUGAGUUAUUCAGAGC